AUCGACAAUAAAAGUCCAAUAUAGCAAUGGUCAGUUAUGACGUUAUUGUGGUGGGGGCAGGGGUGGAGGGAUCGGCUACAGCCUAUACCCUCGCUAAGAAUGGACAAAGAGUGAUGCUUCUGGAACAGUUUCCACUCCCGCACACACGAGGCAGUUCCCAUGGACAAAGCCGCAUCACGCGUGUUGCUUACGCCAGUGACGACCAUUACGCCGUUAUGAUGAAAGAAGCUCACAUGCUUUGGCGACAACUCGAACAAGAAUCCAACUCCAGUAUAUUCGAAAAUUGUGGAUAUCUGUCUGCUGGUACCCCUGACGACCCUUUUAUCAAAGAUACAGUAACGUCUUUGAGAACGCAUGGGGUUGAACAUGACGUCAUCAGUCACAAUGAGCUCCAUCGUAAGUAUCCAAUGAUCAACGUUCCUACGGGGGCUAUCGGAGUUCUUGACCACAGCGGGGGGAUACUGAAGGCGAAUAAGGCGCUGUAUGCAUUCCAGGAUGUGUUUAAACGCCUCGGGGGAACAAUAAACGACGGAGAACAGGUAUUUCAAAUAAUUCCUGGAGACAUUAUAACCGUAAAAACCUCCAAAUCGACGUACCAGGCUCGUCACGUGAUAGUUACGGUCGGCCCAUGGGCACACAAGUUUUUGUCAUCUCUGGGUCUACGUCUUCCACUGAAGGUGAUACGGAUAUCUGUGCACUACUGGAAAGAGAAAUGGAGAGGUCAAUAUUCAAUGCAAAAGUUCCCAACCUUUAUGUAUGGAAAAGUAUACGCUAUGCCAUGUUUUGAAUAUCCUGGACACGUCAAGGCAUGUCUUCACGAUGGACCGGAGAUAGACCCCGAUGACACGGACGCAGUGAAUACAAAUGACGUCACCGAGACAGUCCGGAAGUACGUGUCUGAACACCUUCCGGGACUGGAAACGGCUCCUUCGGUGACCGAAACAUGCAUAUAUACGAUGACUCCAGACAGACAGUUUAUAUUAGACAACCAUCCCAAGUGGAAAAACAUAAUCAUAGGAGCUGGAUUUUCUGGUCAUGGAUUUAAGCUGGCUCCUGUUAUUGGUAAAGUACUGACGGAACUUGUCCUCAACAAAGACCCUUCGUACGAUUUGUCACGAUGUCGGAUCCAAAGAUUUCUUCUUCCUAAGCACCAGUUAUAGGACGAGGACUAAGAAUUUACUUGCUGCACAAUCUAAAUAAUUUUAUUGAACAAAACCAUGCAUAUAAAAAUCAACGUGUACGCCCAGGUCACAUGCUACCCACAGUAACAGUGGUGAUUUGAUAACGCGACCGCUAGUAAAGAAAAUUCACAAAAACAUAGAAUCAUCGGAUUGAAUGAAGAUGCUUAGUGUUGGAUUUCAAGCGCUUAUUCUUCCUUGACGUGCAAUUACAUGUGUUAUUCCCCUUCCACAAUAAUUUUGCUGAUUUAUAGUUUACUUUAGAAAACAGUUAAACAUGCUAGU
Saccostrea cuccullata (small rock oyster) is the source of this 1463-nucleotide messenger RNA. Its product is annotated as peroxisomal sarcosine oxidase-like. The transcript is spliced from 8 exons. Gene Ontology annotation, cellular component: peroxisome. The record is from RefSeq and is a predicted model, not a curated record. Bases 27 to 1160 code for a protein of 377 amino acids. Lineage: Eukaryota; Metazoa; Mollusca; Bivalvia; Ostreida; Ostreidae. Gene Ontology annotation, molecular function: L-pipecolate oxidase activity; flavin adenine dinucleotide binding; sarcosine oxidase activity.